UAUCUUCUAUGGACUUAAGAAGGAAACUCCAUCCCUGGUAAGCAGAAAGUGAGAUCUUUCAUGGGCUUCAAUGAAACUGGUGUUGUUUUGGGUCAGUUAAGGAGACAACUCCAUCCCUGGUAAGCAGCAACCAAGAUCUUUCAUGGGCUGCAAUGAAAUUGGUGUUGUUUUGGAUCAGUUAAGGAGGCAACUCCAUCCCUGGUCAGCGUCAAGCGAGAUCUUUCAUGGACUUCAAUGAAAUUGGUGUUGUUUUGCGGCAGUUAAGGAGGCAGCUCCAUCCCUGAUAAGCAGUGCCCAAGAUCUUUCAUCCACAACAAUGAGGCCGAUGCUGGUUUUGGUCACUUGAGAAGGACGAAAGGGGAACAAGAUGCUACGGAUGCAAGAACCAGGCAGUAGUCCGAGCGGUGGCUUGGGUGACAUGAUUGGGAACCGGAAGCUGAUCGCCCUAGGGGCCAUCUUGGGCUGGCUCCUGGUGGUCCACUUGCUGGUCAAUGUCUGGUUGCUCUGCGUCCUCUCUGGGUUACUGGCCCUCCUGGGCGGCUGGCUGGGCUCCCAAGUGGUGGUCAGCACUAACCACAAGAUCCACCUGGAGAGGUUCUUGCUUCUUGAAAGGUACCCCCCAAGCCCCGAGGCAGAGAAGGAGCUGGAUGAGGAGAUCAAGAACAUGAUCCGGAAGAUCAUUCGGGAUUUUGUGUCCUCCUGGUAUCGUGCUGUGAGCAACGAGCGGGGCUUUGAGGAUGAGGUCGAGAGAGCCAUGCUGGGCCUGGCCAUGGAGCUCAAAAGGCGGAUGGCCCUCAUGGACAAGCAGGCCGUGACUCAGAAGGUCCUCCUCCUCGGCGGGUGCCACCUCCAGACCUAUAAAACAGCUCGGGAAAAGGUGGCAGAAAGAAGAAUCUCCCGAGACUCAGCCAACUGGGCUGACCAGAUCUGGCAAACCUAUUGUGAAUUUUCAGAACCUCAUGUGGCAGUCCGGAGCCCCACCAGUGAGGUGGACUAUGCCCGACAUCUCGUGGACCUCCUGCUGCGUGACCUGGUGCCCAAACCCCACCUGGAAACCAGAACCGGACGUUUUGUAGUGGUAGAGUUGGUGACUUGCAACGUGCUUUUGCCCAUGAUCAACAGAAUGGUGGACCCCGACUGGCUCAACCUGCUCUUGAUUGCCAUUUUCUCCAAGAUUGGAGGGAAAGGAGCUGGAGGGAAAGAGAAGGUGGAGACAGUGCCAGCGGCUUCAGCUAUUUUGCCAAGCCAACUUGUGGUGCCUGACUCGUUGUCCUUGCCAUCUCAGUGGGAAGUGGCCCCUGAGUCCCGGGUGGUGUCUCCGAGGGGUUCUGAGGCAUUUCUUGGCGAUGUGAUGGAUAGUUUGGAUAGUCAUGUACCUGAAGGAAGAGAAUCCAUCAGCCGAGAGCUGAGUGCUGAGACAGACAGGAGAAGAACUAGUAGCUUGUGUGUGCCUUGCCUUCAGGUUGAUACACUGGGGUCUUUUUUUCCCUGUGAAGACUUGGAAAUUGAGUCUCCCAUGUCUGAUCAAGUGAAAGACUCAGGCCCAGUGGGCUUCAUGACAGCUGAGGAGUUCCUUGCAAAUCCUUCCCUGGAAGGGUCUGACAGCCUGGAUCAAGAAGAUAGCUUGGGUGUUAGAACCAGGUGUGUGGAGGACCCUGCUAGCUCUGGUUCUGAAACUGGCCUCCGAGCCACCUCAAUGAGUCCAUGUCCAGAUAUCCAGAUCGACCUGGCAGUGGAGAAGGAGGCAAGCUUAGCCUCCUUGUCAGCUCUUCUAGAGGACUCACAGAAGAGCUUCUUGAGGCGUCCCUCCUUCCUGGAGAAAGAGCCUGUGUCUUCCGAAUGCUCAUCCCACAACCCUCAGGAUCUGGCUCAGUUGCCAGGACUGCUCUCCUCCUCCCCCACUGCCCCCAUGGGCACCUUCAGCUUUGAGCCACUCAGUAGCCCAGAUGGCCCAGUCAUCAUCCAAAACCUGCGGAUAACUGGCACCAUCACAGCCCGAGAGCACAGUGGAACGGGGUUCCAUCCCUACACCUUGUAUACUGUGAAGUAUGAGACAACUUUGGACAGUGACAAUACCAGCACCCUCCAGCAAGUUGCUUACCACACUGUGAACCGGCGCUAUCGGGAAUUCUUGAACUUGCAAACCAGACUGGAGGAGAAGCCGGAUCUCCGGAAGUUCAUUAAAAAUAUCAAAGGGCCAAAGAAGUUAUUUCCUGAUUUGCCUUUUGGUAAUAUGGAUGUGGAGAAAGUAGAAGCCAGGAAAAGCCUGUUGGAGUCAUUUUUGAAGCAAUUGUGUGCUAUUUCUGAGAUUGCCAACAGCGAGGAGAUGCAGGAAUUCCUUGCCCUGAACACUGACGCCAGGAUCGCCUUUGUCAAGAAGCCCUUUGUUGUCUCCAGGAUUGACAAGAUUGUAAUGAAUGCCAUUGUGGACACAUUAAAAACAGCUUUCCCCCGGUCUGAGCCUCAGAGCCCUACGGAGGAACUCAGCGAAGCCGAGGUGGAAGGGAAGACGCAGACGGAUGGGAAGAAGUCAACUAAGCCAAGACUGAGAUUUGCCUCCAGUAAAAUCGCUCCAGUUCUAAAUGUGGGAGGGACACAGGAGAAGGUUGCAUACUCUUUCAGAGAAGGCACGAUGGUGUCUGAGCUGCUGUCCUUGGCCAGAAUAGAGUCUUUCAUUCAGAAGCAAGAAAAGCUGCUGGAAUCAGGGGUGACUGAACGGGAAGAAAACGAGGGGGACGAAGAUGCCAAGGCUCUUGAGCAAGCCUUGGAUUUGGACAUGAAAUUGAUGGAGGUACCACAUGGGCCAGCAGAAGGCAACAAUGAGCUUGAAUCCGAGACACUGCUGGCAGACGUCGCUUUGGAUCUUCUCCAUCUGGUCAUGGUUGACCAUUGGAGUUGGCUGUGCACCGAGAACAUACAGAGGCUUCUGCACCUGUUCUUUGGGACCCUCAUCCAAAGGUGGUUAGAGGUCCAGGUGGACAAUCUCACCUGCACUCAGCGCUGGGUGCAAUAUCUCAGGUUGCUCCAGGAGUCGAUAUGGCCUGGCGGAGUCUUGCCAUUGGUUCCCAAGCCCCUCAGGACGGAGGAACAGAAGGCGGCAGCCGAAAGACAGGCCUUGCAGAUCCUUAUGGGAAUCCUGCCUGAAUUAAUUCUAGAAGUUCUUGGGACCAGUAAAUGUCGGCAAAGUUGGAGCCUAGUCCUGGAGUCCAUGCAGCAUCCCAUCAUAAACAGGCACAUGGUUUACUGCCUUGCAGACAUUCUUCUGGAGUUUUUGAUCCCUGACUCCCAAACCAAUGAACCCGGAACAACACCUGGAGCUCCUUCUGCUUGCGGAGUGUCCGAGAGAGUUGGCCUUUCAUCACAUUAGCUUGAAUUGCUGUAGCUAGUCAUUGAGACAAAAGGUGUCUGUGUGCCUAGAGUGCAACCCAUAGGCAUCAACCAUUUCACCAUAGAGCUAGACUCUACUGAAGAAAGACGGAAUUCUUUGACAAAACUGCUCAGUCUAACAUGGAAGAUCUAAUAGCAUUCAUUCCAUAAUUUGAGACAACUGCACCAGUUCCUUGUUAGAAAAUAUCCUCUGUGAAUAAUAUGAAAAUUUGUCAAGAUAUUGCUUGAUAUUCCUGGAUAGAUGUGCUUUUACUCAUUGUAUAUUUUUUUUACCUAGAUAAGCUGGUAGGGUUGGACACUCCAAGGCUACCUGUGUAUGGACAUCCCAUUUCAUGAUCCCUACCUGUUUCUUCCUUACCAAACAGUUAAAGCAAAGAAUAAAAGAUGAAAUAUUUAUGAAUAAAUAAA
Molecule: messenger RNA, 3795 nt
Organism: Anolis sagrei ordinatus
Lineage: Eukaryota; Metazoa; Chordata; Lepidosauria; Squamata; Anolidae
Gene: SNX19
Product: sorting nexin 19
Cellular component (GO): intracellular membrane-bounded organelle
Molecular function (GO): phosphatidylinositol binding
Source: RefSeq, a predicted model, not a curated record